Messenger RNA from Tinamus guttatus (white-throated tinamou), 2703 nucleotides. The record is from RefSeq and is a predicted model, not a curated record. Lineage: Eukaryota; Metazoa; Chordata; Aves; Tinamiformes; Tinamidae.
GUUAUUUCUGAACUGAAACUUACUAGAUUAUUUGCUUCAAAACAGAUUCUACCAAGUGAAUGUCUUAUUUGCCUGGUAGAACUCCUUGAGGAUGCUAAUACAAACCCUUCUCUAACCUUGUCUGUGGUUACUUUGCUGUCACAGCUGGCUUUAGACAAUGAGGCUAGAGAAGCUCUUCAGGAUACCUGCAACUUGACCAGUGUGCUGGCAGGGCUGGUUCAUCGAAGUUCUACUAAUUUUAGUGAUCCAGUUUUAUUACAGAGUAUUCAGCUGCUGCAGAGGCUGACCUACAAUGUUCGAGUUUUUCAUGCUGGUGCCAACAUCGAUGAAUUAAUUUCAUUUCUAAUGCAUCACAUUCAGUCCACUGAAGAUGAGUUAACAAUACCAUGUUUAGGACUCCUAGCAAACCUCUGUCGUCACAACAUAUCUAUCCAAACUCAGAUUAAGUCUUUGAAUAAUGUGAAGAGUUUCUAUCGUACCUUGAUAAGUUUCCUGGCCCAUAGUAGUUUGACUAUGGUCGUGUUUGCACUUUCAGUGUUAUCAAGCCUUACUUUAAAUGAAGAAGUAGGAGAAAAACUUUUUCAUGCCCGAAAUAUCCAUCAGACUUUUCAGCUAAUAUUCAAUAUUGUUGUAAAUGGAGAUGGUACUCUAACAAGAAAAUACUCUGUUGAUCUCCUUGUGGAUCUUCUGAAGAACCCCAAAAUUGCAGAUUAUCUUACCAGAUAUGAGCACUUCACCUCAUGCCUUGGGCAAGUAUUAGAUCUCCUUCAUGGAAGGGAUUCUGAUUCAUCAUGUAAGGUCUUAGAACUGCUACUUGCCUUCUGUUCUGUAACAGAGCUGCGUCAUAUUCUGCGGCAGGCAAUACUGGAACCCUCUGGUUUGCCAGUCGCUGGAAAUGCCAGAUUUGUAGCUCGCUCAAAGACUUUUGAACCGUCUGUUGCACUGGUGCACUUGUCAAACCAACCACUGGAAGGUUCUGAAGACUGUUCAGUUCUAGCCUUGCAGCUGUUCAAGGAGAUUUUUGAGGACGUUAUUAAUAGUGGCAACAGUGGCUCGGCUGAACACUUUGUGGAUCUUUUGUUGCCUGUUCUGCUUGAUCAUCUUCAGAUGCCAGAACAGAUUGUGGAUGAGUUACUAGUGAAGAAAAAGUGUGAACGAAUGGUUAAGGCUAUAAGUGUUCUGACAAUGCUGUGUGGAGAUGACAUACUGAAAACACACGCCUCAAAGGAACUGAGUGCCAGCCGGUGCACGUCGCUAAUAGAACACCAGUUCAUCUAUAUUGGGGUUGAUACUGGUUUUGGGACAAAGGUAGUGAACUCUGAGCUGUGCAAACUUGCUGCUGAUGUUAUUUUGAAAACACUUGAUCUUAUGAGCAGACUUAAGCAGGAGGUACCUAGUAUGGAAGUCAGCUUCUACAAAGUUUUACAGGAUCAGCGCUUGAUUACACCUUUGACAUUUGCUUUAACGUCAGAUCACAGAGACCAAGUGCAAGCUGGGCUUCGAAUAUUGUUUGAGGCAGCACCUUUACCGGAUUUUCCUGCCAUAGUGCUUGGUGAAAGCAUUGCUGCAAAUAAUGCUUACAAGCAGCACGAAACAGAGCAUGCAUCAAAAAGAAUCCAAAUGCAGUCACCCAUGAUCCAUGCUACUUCAGUGAGGAGUUCUUCAUCCCAUUCUUCAUGUGAUGAUUCUACAACUUCAAACAUUCAGGAAUUAAUACAGAAACUCCAUUCUGGGCUAGAGAUGAAGGAGCCAAUCAUUGAUAUGAGGGUAUCCGACUUAAUGGACGUUUAUGAGCAGAAACUGUCAGCGUUAGCAUCCAAAGAAAGCAGGCUGCAAGACCUUUUGGAGGCAAAGGCGCUGGCGCUGGCUCAGGCCGAUAGGCUGAUGUCUCAGUACCGAUGUCAGAGAGCCCAAGCUGAGUCUGAGGCAAGAACUCUUGCUGCAAUGUUGAAGGAUGCAGAACGAAAAAAUGAAGAACUUAAUGUUUUGCUGAAAGCUCAGCAGGUGGAAUCUGAAAGGGCACAAAAUGAUAUUGAACAGCUCUUUCAACAUAACCGAAAACUACAAACAGUUGCUGAAGAACAUGAAAUACUGAAAAAAUCCUCUAUUGAUCUUCUUCAGAAGCAUGAAACAACUGAAAGACAAUAUAAAGAUCUACAGAUUACAUGCAAUUCACUAAAUAAACAAGUGGAAACAAUGAAAAAACUAAAUGAAUCACUCAAGCAGCAGAAUGACAAGACUGCUGCACAGUUGAAAGAAACUGAAGAUAACAGAAAAGAACUACUACAACAGCUGCAAGAUAGAGACAGCAGAAUAGCAAGCUUGCAACAAAAAAUAAAAGUUCUGGAAGAAAAACUAAAAUCUCGGCAGAAAGAAAAAACAGAUAUGGAAGAAACUAUAGAUGUUCUUAGAAAGGAAUUAAGUAAAACAGAACAAGCAAGGAAAGAACUGAGCAUUAAGGCAUCUUCCCUGGAAGUUCAAAAGUCCCAGCUGGAGGGACGUUUGGAAGAAAAAGAAGCUGUUGUAAAAUUGCAGCAAGAAGAACUGCUCAAACACUCCCAUAUGAUAGCAAUGAUUCACAGUUUAAGUGGUGGCAAAUUAAGUGCAGAAACAGUGAACCUCAGUUUAUAGGGCUUCGUAGUUAGGUUUUAAUAUUUUAUACAUAUGUAUAAUUAUAUGUAAAGACUUUUAAAUUGAAGUUAG